Molecule: messenger RNA, 1331 nt
Organism: Manis javanica (Malayan pangolin)
Lineage: Eukaryota; Metazoa; Chordata; Mammalia; Pholidota; Manidae
Source: RefSeq, a predicted model, not a curated record
AACAGAAGAACCGUGAAUGCUAGGUGGGAUUUGCAAAUCUCCCAGGUCAAGUAUACAGAAAAUCAGUGAAGAGAGGGUAUGAAUUCACACUUAUGGCUGUGGGUGAAUCUGGACUGGGAAAGUCAACAUUAAUCAACUCAUUAUUCCUCACAGAUUUGUAUUCUUCAGAGUAUCCAGGUCCUUCUCAUAGAAUAAAAAAGACUGUACAGGUGGAACAAUCCAAAGUUUUAAUCAAAGAAGGUGGUGUUUAGUUGCUGCCAAUAGUUGAUACCCCAGGAUUUGGAGAUGCAGUGGAUAAUAGUAAUUGCCGACAGCCUGUUACUGACUACAUUGAUAGUAAAUUUGAGGACUACCUAAAUGCAGAAUCUCGAGUGAACACACAGCAGAUGCCUGAUAACAGGGUGCAGCGCUGUUUAUACUUCAUUGCUCCUUCAGGACAUGGACUUAAACCAUUGGAUAUUGAGUUUAUGAAGCAUUUGCAUGAAAAAGUGAAUAUCAUUCCACUUAUUGCCAAAGCAGACACCCUCACACCAGAGGAAUGCCAACAGUUUAAAAAACAGAUAAUGAAAGAAAUCCAAGAACGUAAAAUUAAAAUAUAUGAGUUUCCAGAGACAGAUAAUGAAGAAGAAAAUAAGCUUGUUGAAAAGAUAAAAGACCGUUUACCUCUUGUUGUGGUAGGUAGUAAUACUAUCAUUGAAUAUAAUGGCAAACGGAUCAGAGGAAGACGUUGUGUUGCUGAAGUUGAAAAUGGUGAACAUUGUGAUUUUACAAUUCUAAGAAGUAUGUUGAUAAGAACACACAUGCAGGACUUGAAAGAUGUCACUAAAAAUGUACACUAUGAAAAUUACCUGAGCAGAAAACUGGCAGCUGUGACUUAUAAUGGAGCUGAUAAUAGCAAGAAUGAAGGGCAGCUCACCAAGAGCCCACUUGCACAAAUGGAAGAAGAAAGAAGGGAGCACGUAGCUAAGAUGAAGAAAAUGGAGAUGCAGAUGGAGCAGGCGUUUGAGAUGAAGGUCAAAGAAAAAGUUCAAGAACUGGACUCUGAACCUGAGCUCCAAAGGCGCCAUGAGCAAAUGAAAAAGCAUCUGGAAGCCCAGCACAAAGAAUUAGAGGAAAAACGUCGUCAGUUUGAAGAUGAGAAAGCAAACUGGGAAGCCCAACAACGUAUUUUAGAACAACAGAACUCUUCAAGGACCUUGGAAAGAACAAGAAGGGGAAGAUCUUUUAAACCCGCGAUUGACCACCACUUACAUAUUAAUUGUCAGUAUUCCAGCUUGGACAUCGGUGUUUGCUGGAUCCGUUUGACCAAUCUGCACCAGUUUAAUCCAUAA